AUGACCUCUCAAAGUGAUGCUAAGUCUCCAUCCUCAGCAUUGACGUUCAGCUUGCCAGAUUAUGACCUCGGAAACAUGCCUAUCGUUCCAGACCCACCUGACGCUAGCCCGUUAUCUUUCGCCACUGCAACAGAGAGGAGCUUCACGGAUGCUCCAAAAUUAACGACUCUCACUAUGACAUCUUCCGAUCCAGACAUAAAACCUAUUGUCGGCGGGCUAGAUUGGAAAAAGAAGACGAUGGAAAUCAAUGGUAAAAUAAAGCCCAUAGCAGAGCUCAAAAGCAAAACCAGCGGGUCGUCGUUCGACUUAACGCGUGAAUGGACCUGGGGGACAAGCAAGUACGUGGUCAGCACCAAGAAGGGUGUCUGGAUGGCGAAACGCGGCGAAGACUCAAUCGCCGUUUUAACACGUCUGAUCCGCCACCCUUUCAAGAAGGAUGAGCUCCGCACAUUGACCUUCCAUGUUAACCUUUCGGAAGAAGAAAUGAUUUUCCUUAUUUUAAUCCUGAUGUAUCAGGAUUUAAAACUCCCACCAGAUCAAAGGCCAGUUACCUUCAAGGCUGCAGCAGGUGAUGCAGCAGUAAAUACAACUGCGACUGUAGUUGGCAAUGUAGCAACAGCGGGGCUAACAUCUUGCUGCAGUAUCCAAUGA
Molecule: messenger RNA, 651 nt
Organism: Cyclocybe aegerita
Lineage: Eukaryota; Fungi; Basidiomycota; Agaricomycetes; Agaricales; Hemipholiotaceae
Source: the annotation of a GenBank genome assembly